Messenger RNA from Mirounga angustirostris (Northern elephant seal), 8450 nucleotides. It is a transcript of the gene AQR, whose product is annotated as aquarius intron-binding spliceosomal factor. The record is from RefSeq and is a predicted model, not a curated record. The transcript is spliced from 35 exons. Gene Ontology annotation, cellular component: catalytic step 2 spliceosome. Bases 273 to 4748 code for a protein of 1491 amino acids. Gene Ontology annotation, biological process: mRNA splicing, via spliceosome. Lineage: Eukaryota; Metazoa; Chordata; Mammalia; Carnivora; Phocidae. Gene Ontology annotation, molecular function: mRNA binding; helicase activity.
GCGCAUGCGGAGGAGGCCGAAGCCCUUGCAUUCUGUAGCUCAGACCCAACGCCUGCACGAACUUCCGGCGCUGCUCCGUUCCGCUUCCGGGAAGAUGUACGGGCUGCUGGACGCGCUCCUCUGAGACUGUGAAGGCCGAGGAUAUCCCGGCCCGCGGGCUCCUGCUCCGCGGAGUUGGGCGGCAAGAGCUGCCUGUUAGGGGAAGUGCAUCACGUUCACCGCUGUUCCGAGGGGACCUUUCCUUUCCACUGGAGCGGAGUGAGAGUGCUGCCAUGGCGGCCCCUGCUCAGCCCAAGAAAAUCGUGGCUCCCACGGUGUCCCAGAUCAACGCGGAGUUCGUAACCCAGUUAGCAUGUAAAUACUGGGCUCCUCAUAGCAAGAAAAAAUCACCUUUUGAUAUAAAGGUCAUUGAAGAUAUAUAUGAAAAAGAGAUUGUCAAAUCAAGGUUUGCCAUCAGAAAGAUAAUGCUCUUGGAAUUUAGCCAGUAUCUUGAAAAUUACCUCUGGAUGAAUUAUUCUCCAGAGGUGUCCAGCAAGGCCUAUUUAAUGUCAAUCUGCUGUAUGGUGAAUGAGAAAUUCAGAGAAAAUGUCCCUGCAUGGGAGACUUUUAAGAAGAAGCCAGACCACUUCCCAUUUUUUUUUAAGUGUAUCUUGAAAGCAGCAUUAGCUGAAACCGAUGGUGAAUUUUCACUCCAUGAACAGACGGUCUUACUGCUUUUUCUUGAUCAUUGCUUCAAUAGUUUGGAAGUAGACUUGAUACGGAGUCAAGUACAGCAGCUUAUCUCCCUCCCAAUGUGGAUGGGCUUACAGCCUGCACGAUUGGAAUUAGAAUUAAAGAAGACACCUAAGCUAAGAAAAUUCUGGAACUUGAUUAAAAAGAAUGAUGAAAAGAUGGAUCCAGAAGCAAGAGAACAAGCCUAUCAAGAAAGAAGAUUUCUUUCACAACUCAUACAGAAGUUUAUCUCUGUGCUGAAAUCAGUGCCUCUUUCUGAACCAGUCACUAUGGACAAAGUUCAUUACUGUGAAAGAUUCAUUGAACUUAUGAUUGACCUAGAGGCCCUACUCCCCACAAGGCGCUGGUUUAAUACCAUCCUGGAUGACUCCCACCUUUUGGUUCACUGUUACCUUUCCAAUCUUGUUCACAGGGAAGAGGAUGGCCAUCUUUUUUCCCAGCUUUUGGACAUGCUAAAGUUCUAUACUGGUUUUGAGAUUAACGACCAGACUGGAAAUGCUCUGACAGAGAAUGAGAUGACCACAAUUCACUAUGACAGAAUUACUUCUCUACAGAGAGCUGCUUUUGCACAUUUCCCUGAACUCUAUGAUUUUGCCCUCUCAAAUGUGGCAGAAGUAGAUACUCGGGAAUCUUUGGUCAAGCUUUUUGGACCUCUCAGUUCAAAUACACUCCACCAGGUGGCAUCAUACCUCUGCUUGUUACCAACUCUUCCUAAAAAUGAAGACACAACUUUUGAUAAAGAAUUUCUUCUAGAAUUGCUGGUAUCUCGUCAUGAACGUCGAAUUUCUCAGAUUCAGCAGUUGAACCAGAUGCCUUUGUAUCCAACUGAGAAAAUCAUAUGGGAUGAAAAUAUUGUCCCAACUGAGUACUAUUCUGGGGAAGGUUGUCUUGCUCUUCCCAAGUUGAAUUUGCAGUUUUUGACUCUUCAUGAUUACCUCUUAAGGAAUUUUAACCUCUUCCGCUUAGAAUCAACUUACGAAAUUAGGCAGGACAUCGAGGAUAGUGUCAGCAGAAUGAAGCCAUGGCAAUCUGAGUAUGGUGGUGUAGUGUUUGGUGGUUGGGCACGAAUGGCCCAGCCUAUCGUGGCUUUCACUGUAGUUGAGGUUGCCAAGCCCAACAUAGGCGAAAACUGGCCAACCAGAGUUCGUGCGGAUGUUACCAUCAAUCUGAAUGUCAGAGAUCACAUCAAAGAUGAAUGGGAAGGUCUUCGUAAGCAUGAUGUAUGUUUUUUAAUUACUGUACGGCCCACAAAACCUUAUGGUACUAAGUUUGACCGGAGGAGACCUUUUAUUGAGCAGAUUGGCCUGGUUUAUGUGAGAGGCUGUGAAAUCCAGGGCAUGCUGGAUGAUAAAGGGCGUGUCAUUGAAGACGGACCUGAGCCAAGACCCAAUCUUAGAGGAGAGUCAAGGACAUUUAGAGUGUUCUUGGAUCCAAACCAGUAUCAACAAGAUAUGACCAAUACUAUACAAAAUGGAGCAGAAGAUGUGUAUGAAACUUUCAAUAUCAUAAUGAGGAGAAAACCAAAGGAAAAUAACUUUAAGGCUGUGCUGGAGACCAUUCGGAACCUGAUGAAUACUGAUUGUGUGGUACCUGACUGGCUGCAUGACAUCAUUUUAGGUUAUGGGGAUCCAAGUAGUGCACAUUAUUCAAAAAUGCCCAAUCAGAUUGCCACUCUUGAUUUCAAUGAUACAUUUCUCUCCAUUGAGCAUUUAAAAACCAGCUUUCCUGGUCAUAAUGUUAAAGUAACUGUGGAUGACCCAGCUCUACAGAUACCCCCUUUCAGGAUAACUUUUCCAGUAAGGAGUGGAAAAGGGAAGAAAAGGAAAGAUGCAGAUGGUGAAGAUGAAGAUACUGAAGAGGCAAAAACCUUAAUUGUUGAACCUCAUGUCAUUCCUAAUAGGGGUCCUUAUCCUUACAACCAACCCAAACGUAAUACAAUUCAGUUCACUCACACACAGAUAGAGGCUAUCCGUGCUGGAAUGCAGCCUGGGCUAACUAUGGUUGUGGGUCCACCAGGUACUGGAAAAACAGAUGUUGCAGUCCAAAUCAUAUCCAACAUCUACCAUAAUUUCCCAGAGCAGAGGACUCUGAUUGUUACUCAUUCUAAUCAGGCCCUGAACCAGUUGUUUGAGAAGAUCAUGGCUUUAGACAUUGAUGAGCGCCACCUCCUGCGUCUUGGUCAUGGGGAAGAAGAGCUGGAGACAGAGAAAGAUUUCAGCAGAUAUGGAAGAGUUAAUUAUGUCCUGGCUCGAAGAAUAGAACUUUUAGAAGAAGUCAAACGAUUACAAAAGAGUCUAGGAGUUCCAGGAGAUGCUUCAUAUACUUGUGAAACUGCAGGCUAUUUCUUCUUAUAUCAGGUCAUGUCUCGUUGGGAAGAAUAUAUUAGCAAAGUGAAAAAUAAAGGUAAUACGCUGCCAGAUGUUACGGAAGUCUCCACUUUCUUCCCUUUCCAUGAAUACUUUGCAAAUGCCCCUCAGCCCAUUUUUAAAGGCCGAUCUUAUGAAGAAGACAUGGAAAUUGCUGAAGGGUGUUUCAGGCAUAUUAAGAAAAUCUUCACUCAGCUUGAGGAAUUCAGAGCUUCUGAACUGCUUCGAAGUGGACUGGACAGAUCUAAAUACCUUCUGGUGAAAGAAGCCAAAAUCAUUGCUAUGACUUGUACUCAUGCUGCCUUAAAACGACAUGAUUUAGUCAAGCUAGGUUUCAAGUAUGACAACAUUUUAAUGGAAGAGGCUGCACAGAUCCUGGAAAUAGAAACUUUUAUACCUCUUCUUCUACAGAAUCCUCAAGAUGGUUUUAGCCGCCUGAAACGCUGGAUUAUGAUUGGUGAUCAUCACCAGUUACCUCCAGUCAUUAAGAAUAUGGCCUUUCAGAAGUAUUCAAACAUGGAGCAGUCUCUCUUCACUCGCUUUGUCCGGGUUGGAGUUCCUACUGUGGACCUUGAUGCUCAAGGGAGAGCCAGGGCAAGCUUAUGUAACCUCUACAACUGGCGAUACAAGAAUCUGGGAAACCUACCUCAUGUGCAGCUCUUGCCAGAGUUUAGUACAGCAAAUGCUGGCUUGCUUUAUGACUUCCAGCUCAUCAAUGUGGAAGAUUUUCAAGGAGUGGGAGAGUCUGAACCUAAUCCUUAUUUUUAUCAGAAUCUUGGAGAAGCAGAAUAUGUAGUGGCACUUUUUAUGUACAUGUGUUUACUUGGUUACCCUGCUGAUAAGAUUAGUAUUCUAACAACAUAUAAUGGGCAAAAGCAUCUUAUUCGUGACAUCAUCAAUAGACGAUGUGGAAGCAAUCCAUUGAUUGGAAGACCAAAUAAGGUGACAACUGUUGACAGAUUUCAAGGUCAACAGAAUGAUUAUAUUCUUCUUUCUCUAGUACGAACCAGGGCAGUGGGCCAUCUGAGGGAUGUCCGUCGCUUAGUGGUGGCCAUGUCUAGAGCCAGACUUGGACUGUAUAUCUUCGCAAGAGUAUCCCUCUUCCAAAACUGUUUUGAACUAACUCCAGCUUUCAGCCAGCUUACUGCCCGUCCACUUCAUUUGCAUAUAAUUCCGACAGAACCUUUCCCAACCAGUAGAAAGAAUGGAGAGCGACCAUCUCAUGAAGUACAGAUAAUAAAGAACAUGCCCCAGAUGGCAAACUUUGUAUACAACAUGUACAUGCAUUUGAUACAGACCACACAUCAUUAUCAUCAGACUUUAUUACAGCUACCACCUGCUAUGGUAGAAGAAGGUGAGGAAGCUCAAAGUCAGGAAACAGAGUUGGAAACAGAAGAAGAGGCCAAUCCUGCUCAGACUGACCUAUCCAGUCUGACAGAUGCCACCUCUAGUCAAGAAUCCUCAGCCUCUCAGAUUGAGACCACCUGCAGUCAGACGGAGAGCACCCCCAGUCAGACAGGAGCUAGUUCCAGUCCAGAAGCCACCCCUGCUGCAUCUGAUCUCAGUGCUACUGUGGCAGGACCUGUAGCUGUUCCAGCAGAGGCUCAGGUCCCUCAAGAUGUCACACUGGCCCCAGAAGAGACCAAGUAGCCCAACUGUGGCCUUUCUUAGGACAUUUCCUUCAUAAAGUCUAAGUAAAGCUACUUUUUGUAUUUUAUAUUUGCUUCUGCUUUUUUAGGGUACUAAUCAGUGUUCAGUUCUUAAUUUUGUUAACCGAGCUCAGUGUUUGUCUUCUUGGAUAUAUUUAAAAGAAAAUUGUAUUGCGUGUGAACUGAAAACUUCAGUUUCAUUUAUUCAGUCAGAAGGGCAAAUAGCCAUUCCUUUGAUAUUUUUAUAAUUGAAUGUAUCUGUAAUCAUACCUAUAUUAAAAGAAUUUUUUUUAAAGAUUUUAUUUAUUUAUUUGAGAGAGAGAAUGAGAUAGAGAGCAUGAGAGGGGGGAGGGUCAGAGGGAGAAGCAGACUCCCUGCUGAGCAGGGAGCCUGAUGCGGGACUCGAUCCCGGGACUCCAGGAUCAUGACCUGAGCUGAAGGCAGUCGCUUAACCAACUGAGCCACCCAGGCACCCAGAAGAAUUUCUAUAGAAUACACAAGACAUACUUUCCAUUUUCAGUGAACUUCUCUAAAGAAAAGGACAGAAUACACCGAAAUUAACUAUAGUUGUUAACUAUAAUUAUAAUUAACAACUAGAAGUUGUUUCUUCUCUCAUAGUAUCAGAUACUCAAGUUGUGUUUCCUUUUUUCCUACCUUUCUUGGCUGCCUUCCUUGAUGUAAAGGCAUUAACAGUCAUAGAUAGAUACAGAUUUCUCCACAAUCAGUUGAAGAGACUACAUGUAUUUCCUUCCUCAAAGUCUCAUGUAUUAGAAUCACCUAGGAUGUCUUAUUUAUUCUUGGGGCCACUCUAGACCUAAUGAAUCAGAAUCUCAGGGUUAGGGCCCAGGUAUCUGUAUUUUAGCAGGUGCUCCUAAUGUUUGAGUCGCUAGCGGAAUGGCAUCAAAUCAAGCUGGUAAGGCUGAGCCAGGAUAUAUCAUUCAGCUAAGCAGGAAGAAGCUGGCAAAUCCAUCUGGGCAAGAAGAAAGAUCCAGAAUCCAGACAGUGAAAGUUAGUGAACUUAGCUCCCCCAUGUAGGAUAGAAUUCUCACAAUGCAGAGGUUCUGAGUCUUCUGCUAUGUUUAGUUCUCUUGAUAGAGAACCAGCCACAAGGAGACCUUAAGGUAGAAUGUACUCGAGAUUCGGGAGGGCAGAGAUGCUAGGACCUUGCUAAUCAAGUGUGGUUUGCAAACCGGAAGGAUCAGCAUCCACUGAAGCUCGUUAAAACUGUAGCAGUUUGCACUCUCUCCUAGAUCUAUUAAAUCUGAAUCUCCUUUUCAGCAAAGUGCCCAGGUGAUUUAUAUGUACUGUGUAGUUUGAGAAAUAUUGUUCUGAGAUUGUUGUACUGUCCUCAACAUGAAUGAGAGAGUGACGAGUCUGUGAUGGUAAAGUUAGUAGUGAGUGUGACCGAUGUUUCCUGACAUGGGACCUCUGCUUAUAAAGCUUCCUGGGCAUGGUGGCCAGAAAAGAGAGGAAGAAGGUAGGAGGAACUUGCCCACUACUUCUCUUCCCCAUUUCGGCAUCUGCUAGUAUGGCUCAUGGGAGUAUUUCCCCAAAGUAUCCCCUCUAGUGCCUCCACCUAAAGGCUUGACAGUGUUCAGAGAACCUUUGAAAAAGUAGGCAAGAACUGCACACUGCCACUGACAUGCUUCUGAUCCUCAUAUUUUGAAGGAAUGAGUUCAUAAGGAGAUGAAACCAAGAAAGUCAAGUCAAUGAUAUUUUUGACUGACUAGUGUUUGCUCAGCUCUACCAGGUUGUGGUGGAGAUGAGUCAGGCUCUCCUCUUACAAGGUGUGUUACUACAUCUGAACAAAAAAGGAAAGUGAAUGCCAAGGAAACUGUACUGGGAAACCUUGGUCUGUUUGUUACUGGAGUAAGGAUUGAGCCAGAUAGUUACUGGAGUAAGGAUUGAGCCAGAUAGUCUGUUAUAUAAUUUCUCUGUUGAUAAGAAUUUGGAAGCAGAUGUUGUGGGCGUCUGUAUGAGGAAUAGCACUCACAGGAUUAUUUUCAUCUGUGAAUAUUCUAGUAUCAGGCUAAUCAAGAGGGAAAGAAGCUUUACUGUAUUACUGUGUUUCCUGGAAAAGAUUGAUUUUUCUCUCUACCCUUUAGAGGAUAUCAAUCAUGAUACCUGCAACCAAAAUAAGCGAACUAUUACUCUGCUUUCUCAUUAAGUAAAUCAUUUUCCAGACACUGUGUAUCACUCUGUCUAGGUAGUGACUUGCUUUUUUCUUUGCUGUUUGAUUUUCUGUCACGCUAAAAAGAAAAUUUAACUGGAAGACAGGUGGGUCCUUCGCUUUUGUCAAAUUUUAAAAGGGACAAUAAUGGGAUUUGAAUUAUUUUAAAUUGUUUUUUCACAGGAAUGGUCAGUGAAUUAUGGUUUACUAUAGAAUUAUGGAAUUUUUAAAGGAACUUAAGAAAUCGAUUCUUAUUUUAAAUAAUGAGGAAACUGAGUCAGUCUUAACCAGGGUGGCAGCUGUGGAAGACGGGGUAGAAUGCAAGUCUACAGUCCGAGGACAGUGUUUUGUUUAGUGUUUUUUUUUCAAUGAAGGCCACAAGCAUGACUGCUUCAUAAAUUCAAGAGUUUUCUAUUGGGAUUACAACAGACACAGGUACUCCGGGCAUGUGACCAUUUCAGAUUAGUGUUCUCAUUGCCCUCCAUCCUGUUUUUCAGAUCUGAAUAUGUCAUGAUUUUGGAAUCUAUUUUUAAAAGCAAACCAAAAAGAUGUAUGCAAGAGAAUGAGCAUGAAAUGAAGCAAUUCAAGUAUUUAGACUUUUUUCCACAAAAUGCUGAGUUAAGGAAGUUCAUUACCAGCAGUUGAGAAUAAAUAGCUCCAUUGAUUUGGGCAAAUGAAUGAGAUGAUCUAAACAUUAUCAGGUCUCUUGAAGUUAGGGUGAUGAUAAAAAUUUAGAUGUUGCACUAGAUACAGAGAAAAAUGGCAUAAAUGGGUCAUUCAUGCUCCUAUAUAAAUGGAGUUUUUUAUGAUCAGGAAACAGCGUGCUAUUGUAAAACUGACUUUGGACUCACACAGACCUCGCUCAAAUUCUACCUCAUUUGCUCAUCAGCAUUUGGUUUGACCUUAGGUACGUUUUAUAACCUUUCUAAGCCCCAGUUUUCUUUCUUCUCAAAAUUGGAAAAAGGCCUCAUUUGUUAAUGAGGAAUGUUUGUGAAAAUAUCUGGCAUCUAGCUGCUCAGUAGAUACUAGUCCUUCUCUCUCCAUUUUUUUUCCCAAAUCCUUGAGAUAAUAUAGGAUAUUGCCAACCAAUCCUCUGACUUGGGUACUUAGCUUUACCCCUAUUCCGAGAGCAUGGAAGAUGAUGAAGAAGGGGACACGUGGCAGUAGAUGACAAUGGAGGAUCAAGGAUCAAGUCUACUGAUUGGGACUCUGAAUCAGUCGAUCACAGUAUUGAGGAUGGUCUCUGCUGAAAUUAAAAUUCUGACAGAACAGGAUAACCAGAGGGAAGACACUGGGUACCAUACGCGUCUGAUGACUUCCGUCAGUUCUGAAUCCUGCACUCCCCCAACCCCAAAUCAUCUCAUUAUUGCAUUUAGUUAGCUCUGUGCCUUUGAAUGGGCUUUUUCCUUUUUAUCUUGCAGUCACUCGAAUGACAUUUUAGAGAUGUUUCUUCAGUUAACAUAUUAAAAAGAUUUUUUAAAAGGCUGACCCUUUUGCAUGAGCCAGAAGAGCAGUUAAAGACAAGCAGUGCCU